AUGGAGCCAAAGUAUCAUGGAUUUAGCAAGAAUUCAGGACCCGCUAAACGUUUUCAAUCUAAACCCGCUUUUGGUUUCAACGAUCCUUCUUCUUCUUCUUCUCCCAUCACAACUCCAAUUCCACCUUCAACACCCAGCUCCAUUGAAUCUCCUGGUUGGAGUGAUGGUCAGAAUUUGUUAUAUAAAGAUUUGGGUGCCCAACCUCCUGAAAGGACCACUUCUGUUGCAAAAUUUAUUGCUUCGCGUGAUUCAAAGUCUGCUAUUACAGCCCGAGUCUAUAGAUCUCCACUCCUAGAAAGCUCCCGAUCUCCUCCUAUAUCAUACGCGGAUAUUGAUGAUUUGGAGAAUCCGAAUCAAACUGUUAUAAAAAAUAACCGCCCAAAUCUGCAUAUGGAGGGGCAAGGCCACUUACUUCCUCUAAAAUCACAAUCACCUCCUUUGGUACCCUUGAAUCAUCAUUCUGUUCAGCAGCCUGCUUUAACUCGCAGUACAUUGGAUGGACAGGCCAGUCUAUCUGUCAAUUAUCCUAACUUUUCGGUCCGUCCAGUCCAGUCUUCUGUCACUCCAUAUUUUGAUUCUCAGAAUCCUCAGCCUAGUUUUACAAAAGAACUUAAUAAUCAAGGUUCAAAGAGAACUAGGUCCCCUCCUUCAUCAUCUACAAACAUACACGAGGAUCUUAACGAUGCUCGGAAGGACUUUAGAAGACCUUCUAUAUCUACUAGAUUGGGAAGCACAUCAAAUGUUCUAAAGACCAGCCCUCAUUCUCAACUUCACCAAAUAUCUUCGCCAUUUAGUGUUGCCGAAGCUGCUGGAAGCAGGCCCAUCAUCUCCACUGCUCCUAAAAGAACAAGGUCACCUCCUCCAUCAUUUUCAGCCACUGAAACCCUUGAAGGAAACUUCGAUGAGAACUCUGAACGUGAAAUGUUAGCCAAGGCAAAGCGUUCAGCUCGCUUCAAGGUAGAGUUAAGCAAAUCCGAACAUCAUAAUGAUGACGUUGUAGGCCAUACAACUUCAGUGUUGGAGAAGGAGAAGAAAGAUAUGGGAGAACAUAUGAUGGAUUCAGCAAGCAACAUUACCAAUGGCCAUGGUGUUUCUGAAAAUGAAGGGCAGGAAACAUCCAAUGUUAUUAUUGGUUUAUGUCCAGAUAUGUGUCCUGAGUCAGAGAGGGGAGAGCGUGAAAGGAAAGGGGAUCUUGAUCAAUAUGAACGCGUGGGCGGGGACAGAAAUGUAACGAGCAGACUUCUUGCAGUUAAGAAGUAUACUAGGACAGCAGAGAGGGAAGCCAGCUUGAUCCGGCCUAUGCCCAUCUUGAAGAAGACAAUUGGUUAUCUGCUAACUUUACUAGAUCAACCUUAUGAUGAAAGGUUUCUUGGCAUAUACAACUUCUUGUGGGACAGGAUGAGAGCUAUUCGGAUGGACCUGAGAAUGCAACACAUUUUCAAUCAAGGAGCUAUUACUAUGUUGGAACAGAUGAUAAAAUUACACAUCAUUGCAAUGCAUGAGUUAUGUGAAUACACUAAAGGAGAGGGAUUUUCCGAGGGCUUUGAUGCUCACCUCAAUAUUGAACAGAUGAACAAAGCUUCAGUUGAAUUGUUCCAAUUGUAUGAUGAUCACAGGAAGAAAGGAGUGUAUAUUCCCACAGAAAAAGAGUUUCGUGGCUAUUAUGCGCUUCUUAAACUGGAUAAGCACCCUGGUUAUAAAGUUGAACCUGCAGAGCUCUCCCUUGAUCUUGCUAAGAUGACUCCAAAGAUAAGGCAGACACCAGAAGUUCUAUUUGCCCGCAAUGUAGCUAGAGCUUGCAGAACGGGUAAUUUUAUUGCCUUCUUUCGGCUUGCAAGAAAAGCAACUUAUCUUCAAGCAUGUCUAAUGCAUGCUCACUUUGCAAAGUUGCGUACCCAAGCACUUGCUUCUCUACAUUCUGGUGUACAGAAUAACCAAGGUCUUCCUGUUGCUCAUGUUGCUAAUUGGCUUGCUAUGGAGGAUGAGGACAUAGAGGGUCUUUUGGAAUAUCAUGGGUUCUUGAUAAAAUCAUUUGGAGAACCAUACAUGGUGAAGGAAGGCCUGUUUCUUAAUGCUGAUACGGAAUACCCCACAAAGUGCUCCAAACUUGUGCACAAGAAAAGGUCUGGAAGGAUUGUUGAGGAUGUUUCACCCUCAAUUCAUGCUGAAUUACUACCUGGCGAGAUUAUGAAAGAGAUUCCGAUGACGAAAACGUACAAGCAUGAGCCCCAAACAGUUUCAGCUGCUAAAAACAAUAGUUCUGUCCAGAAGCUCGAUGAGGAAAUUCCAGAAUCUAAAGCCAUUUACUCGCCAAAGGAUAGUAAAUCAGGAAAGGCAUUUAAGGAAAUGCGAAGUGUUCAGAGCAGUGUGAAAGAUUAUGAUAUGGCUAGGACUCAUCCAUCACCAUUGAGCUUCCCCUUUAAUAAUAUUAUGCCUGAACCACAACAAACAAGAAUCGACAGUUUGAAGAUUGCCAAUUCUUAUAUGGUUGCUGAAGGCUCACCAAGGAAAAACUCACCCUCUAAUGUGGAUAUCAGGCCAUUGGAGAUUAUACCAAAAACUGUUCCACCAGAAGAAGGUUCAUUGGCUAAUAAUUUUUUUGUGCCACUUCCUGCGGUCCAGAGUGUAUCCAAGGAUGAGUCUCUGAUUAUUCACCAAGCGCAUGAAGAUGAAAUUCAUGAAGUUAGUGAAAGUUGUCAUGAUGAAGAAGUUUCUGAGGCCAGGCUGAAGUUGUUUUUAAGGUUAUGGAGGAGACGAGUGUCAAAAUUAAGAAUGUUACGAGAAGAGAGGCAAUUAGCAUCAAAUGCUGCACUGAAUUCAUUACCAUUGGGCCCCCCAAUUCGACAUUGUAUAGAAAAACCUGGUAACUUUGAGAAGUUUGACAUUGAUGUAACGAUGAGGGAGAGAUAUGAAACACAGGAAAACUCACAGUCAAGACUUAAUGUUUCUGACGUAGUUGGAGAUACAAUAGCCAGUAGAAAUCCAGAUGCUAAAUGCUUGUGCUGGAAAAUUGUUCUAUGCUCUCAGAAGAGCAGUGCAUAUGAAAUGGGAAAAGCAGGUUUGUGGUUAACCUCAAAGGUCAUGCCUUCCAGCGAUGAUGAUGUGGUGAUUUCAUCUCCUGGCUUGGUAAUAUGGAGGAAAUGGAUUCCAAGUCAAUCUGACAUUGAACCUACAUGCUGCUUCUCUGUCAUUAGAGAUACAGCAGUUGGUAAUCAAGAUGAGGUAGUAUCAGGGGCAAAUGGAAUUUUGUUUCUAGUAUCUGAGAGCAUCUCAUGGAAACAACAGAGAGUUAAUCUCCAUAAUCUUUUGAUGUCGAUUUCCUCUUGUGCUUGUUUGCCUCUUCUCAUCCUAUGCAGUAGUGGCUCAUACGACGAAAGGUCCUCUUCUGUCAUAAUCAAUGAGCUGGGCCUUCAAGACAUUGAUAACUUAGGGGUCAGUAGCUUUCUUGUUGUUUUCCUCAGGGAAAACCAGCAGAUGAAACACUUGGAUGGAUUUUUCAGUGAUACCCGUUUAAGAGAAGGUCUGCAAUGGCUGGCAGGGGUGCAGGACAUCAUUAGUAACUCCAAGUUGGGCCCUAAUGACUGCAUCUCAUUGUUCAAUAAAGCCUUGGAUUAUUCGAUGCAGGAGAUUAUUGCUGCUGCCAAUUCAAAUCCCCCCGGUUGGCCAUGUCCAGAGAUUGGUUUACUUGACAAGUCUUUUGAUGAUCAUAGAGUAGUAAAAAGUUAUUUGCCAACUUUGGGGUGGAGUUCAAAUGAGAAAACUCAACCAAUCAUCUAUGCUUUGCAAAACUGUAAGCUCCCUACUUUUACCGAUGAUUUAUCCUGGUUGGCCAGAGGUUCGAAAAUUGGGCAGGAGAUCGAGAAUCAGAGAAUACAGCUUGAGAAUUGCUUGAUCCAGUACCUGAUUCAUACUAGUAAUAUGAUGGGGAUUCCGUUGGCAGCAAAAGAGGCACGUGUCAUAACUCAAACAUGUGCUAAACUUGAGCUGUGCGGUUCAAACUACCAUGUAGUUCCGCAUUGGAGUUUGAUUUUUCGUCGAAUUUUUAACUGGCGAUUGACGGGCUUAUCUAGUAGGGAAAUUUCCACGGCUUACAUCUCAGAACACCAUCUUAAUGUUGCUCUUCAAAAUGUGGGCUUUGCAGCAUGUUUAUCCUCUUACUAUCCAGAUUCUACAUCUUUAGAUGAAAUGAUCAGUGUUAUCUGCAACUCUCCUCUAUCGGCUAAUGACAGGAGGCAUAGGCCCGAAGCAAUUCAACGUCUUCCACAUAUGAAUUUUGAUGACGAGACUUCUAACUUGAGGGAUGCUGAAAGAAAUCUUCGACCUGAGGAGUUACCUAACAUUAAUACAGGUCGCACAUAUGGUAUAAACAAUGCUAAAAGUGAAACGUUAUCGAGUAAGAAACCAACCAAAGAAGCUGACAAGUUGAGCAAGCUAUUGGAGCAAUGUAACUUGCUGCAGGAUGGCAUUGAUAAGAAGCUAUCUGUAUACUUCUGA
Vicia faba (fava bean) is the source of this 4494-nucleotide messenger RNA. The record is from the annotation of a GenBank genome assembly. Lineage: Eukaryota; Viridiplantae; Streptophyta; Magnoliopsida; Fabales; Fabaceae.